Bufo gargarizans (Asiatic toad) is the source of this 1636-nucleotide messenger RNA. Its product is annotated as nephrocystin-4-like. NCBI's taxonomy places the organism in Eukaryota, Metazoa, Chordata, Amphibia, Anura, Bufonidae. Gene Ontology annotation, cellular component: ciliary basal body; non-motile cilium; ciliary base. The record is from RefSeq and is a predicted model, not a curated record. The transcript is spliced from 4 exons. Bases 97 to 663 code for a protein of 188 amino acids. Gene Ontology annotation, biological process: protein localization to ciliary transition zone; negative regulation of canonical Wnt signaling pathway.
GAUCAUUGGCUAGCUGCACCUAUUCAGAUCUGGCAGAUCUACAUCCAUUCCCUGAAAAGAGUAGACAUCAGUUGCAUCACAGGCCAGCUGACCCAAAUGUCCUUGGUUCUACGGGGAACACAAGUGGUGCGGAAAGUGAGAGCUUAUAGUUCCCAUCCACAAGAACUGCAGGUUGACCCAGAGAGUGUAUUUGUGCUGCCUCCAAAUGGAAUCCAGGAUCUGCAUAUUGCAGUGCGUCCUCAAAAGGCUGGAAGCAAAUUCAUCUAUCUCAAUUUGGUUGAUGUUGAUCAGCAUCAGCUUGUAGCCUCCUGGCUGGUCUGUGUACUAAGCCGGAACCCAAUCAUUUCUAAGGCUUUUGAAAUAACAGUGUCUACUGGAGAGAAGGGCUGUAACAAAAGGAUAACUUACACUAACCCGUAUCCAACCAGGAAGAGAUACUCGCUCCAUACCAACAGGGCCGAUCUUCUGCAGUUCAAGGAGAACACCUUUGAGGUUGGCGCUGGUGAAACGUACACGAUUGGGUUGCGCUUUGCGCCUAGCGAGAGCAGCGGGCAGGAAGAGAUUCUCAUAUUUAUCAAUGACCACGAAGAUAAAAAUGAAGAGACGUUCUGUGUGAAGGUCAACUAUGAGCAAGCAAAAAAGAAAGGUUCUUUGAAGGUGUAGACUGAAGGUGUUAUCCAAGAGUCUAACAGACCUCCCAGAGUGGCCGACCCGCAGUGGAGAUCAUACUUAUCUGGUUCCCACCGCUGGGUUCGGUGCCUAACACUCCUGGAAAAGCUCCAACAUCCAUCGAUGGGGGGGGGGACACUUGACCGCUGCAGCCAAUCACAGGCUGCAGUGGUGGCCUUUUCCCCUUGCCUCAUGACAAGUGGCCAUAUGACUAGAAAUUCAGCUUUUACCUGGAUUCUUGAUGGCUUAUGUCUCAACCACCAAAGUUUCACUUACCUCAUUGCUGAUACCCCUUUAUGCUCAAGCAGGUCUCUGUGCCCAGCAUUACUACCUUAUUGACAAUGUCAUCAAACACAGGAGUCUGUAUAGAAAUAACGCCUCCUGUUGGUUGCCACGCCUUAUUGCACUGUAUGCUGACACUGACCAGCAGGGGGAGAUAUUGUCUAUGCAAACUCCUGGACAUCUUGAAAUAGGGUUGUAUCAGAUUAGAAAAAACAGAGCUGCUUUCUUUCACAGGUUGUAUGUGAUAUUGCAGAUCAGUUCCAUUGCAGGGAAUUUGGCUAAGUUGCAGUCCCACACAAAACCUGGGGACAGGUGUGGUGCUGUUUCUGGAAGAAAACAGCCAUGCUUUUAUAAUUCUGGAAAAUUAAUUUAAGGCCACACUCUUGGGAUAGUGAUUCCUGGAGCAAGCUUUGAAGCUCAGAUCUGUUGUAGGUUAGUGGGGGAUUUCAGAAUCUGUGAUGAUGAGGCAAGUUGAAACUUUGGGGACGGUUGCCCUAUGGUGAAUAACUUUGAGAAGUUUAACUGUACUCUGUUGAUUUUUAGGCGUAUAUGUGUUGUGUGGUUUUCAUUGCACUUUUGUUUCUUGCAAAUGAUUAAAAGUUUUAUAUUGUAUAAAUAUAUAUUUUUAUAAGAUUUAUUUAACUUUAUAAUUGUUGAAGUGCUCACUUUGUCUACAGCGUAUCAA